Messenger RNA from Syngnathus acus (greater pipefish), 4648 nucleotides. RefSeq names its product sema domain, immunoglobulin domain (Ig), short basic domain, secreted, (semaphorin) 3Fa (gene sema3fa). Gene Ontology annotation, molecular function: semaphorin receptor binding; chemorepellent activity. Lineage: Eukaryota; Metazoa; Chordata; Actinopteri; Syngnathiformes; Syngnathidae. Gene Ontology annotation, biological process: negative regulation of axon extension involved in axon guidance; negative chemotaxis; neural crest cell migration. The transcript has 19 exons. The coding region runs from base 369 to 2762 and encodes 797 amino acids. The record is from RefSeq and is a predicted model, not a curated record.
UGCACACGCCGCUUCCCAGCCACUUGAGCGCUGGGAGCUCGUCUGUCUCGUAGCCUCGCUCCUUCUGGAUCAACUCAUUCGUUUUCUUUUGCAUCGCGGUGGAAAGUACACAACUAUUAACGGAAGGCGCUUGAACUUAAGACGGUCAAGUUCAAUUGAAUCCAUCCGAGUUUUGUUAGUCGGAAUAACCGAGCGGGAUCUGCGGAGGGCACACGACUGCGUGCGCCCGCCCGCGCACAGACGCUCCGAGGACCACCGGAGGCUGCUGGAUGCUUGUACAAUUUUUGGACCGCUUCUAUCGCGACCUGCAUUGGACUUAACUAAACGCAAGCUCCCGGACUCUCCUCCCUAUCGGUUUGAAAGAGACAAUGUUGUGGGACAGCCUGUGCUGUCUGCUGGCCCUGCUGGGCUUGUCAUCGGCGGGGCUGCCUCCGGCCCUGGAGCCUCUGUCCGCCCCCAGGAUCUUCCUGUCCUUCAAAGAGUUAAAGUCGACCGGCACUGCUCACCACUUCUCCUUCUUGCUCAACUCCAGCGACUAUCGAAUUCUUCGCAUGGACGAGGACCACGACCGCAUGUAUGUGGGCAGCAAAGAUUACAUCCUGUCUCUGGAUCUGCACGACAUAAACAAGGAACCACUCAUUAUCCACUGGCCCGUCGCCCCUCAGAGGAAGUCUGAAUGUGUCUCGUCUGGAAAAGACACCAAUGGCGAAUGCGGCAACUUCAUCCGUCUGAUCGAACCGUGGAACCGCACUCACCUGUACGUGUGCGGAACGGGAGCGUACAACCCCAUCUGCACAUACGUGGACCGUGGACGCAAGUCGCAGGGCUCCCACUACCUCCAGGCCCCCAAAUCUGGAGGGAGAACCAAUCGGGCAGCAGACCAGAGUGCCACGUCAGAGCUUUUGGAGGCCAAGGAAUAUAUUUUCCGCCUUGAGCCGGGCAAAGUGGAUUCAGGGAAGGGAAAAUGUCCUUUUGACCCCAAAUUGAACAGCGUCUCCGCUUUGAUCAAUGGAGAGCUGUAUGCGGGAGUCUACAUUGAUUUCAUGGGAACCGACUCGGCUAUCUUCCGUACGCUGGGGAAGCAGACAGCCAUGAGGACCGAUCAGUACAACUCCAGAUGGUUGAACGACCCCACAUUCAUCCAUGCACACCUCAUCCCUGACAGCGCCGAAAAGAAUGACGACAAGCUGUAUUUCUUCUUCCGUGAGAAGGCCAUCGAGAUGGGUCAGAGUCCCAUGAGCCAGUCCAGAAUUGGGCGGAUCUGCUUGAAUGACGACGGAGGCCAUUGCUGUCUGGUGAACAAAUGGAGCACGUUUCUCAAGGCCCGUCUCAUCUGCUCGGUGGCCGGACCCGACGGUGUCGAGACGCACUUUGACGAGCUCAGGGAUGUUUACAUCCAGCCGACACAAGACACCAAGAAUCCUGUCAUCUAUGGAGUCUUCUCAGUUUCGGGAUCUGUGUUUAAAGGCUCGGCGGUGUGCGUCUACUCCAUGGCAGACAUCCGCAUGGUCUUCAACGGUCCUUUCGCCCACAAGGAAGGACCCAACUACCAGUGGGUGGCCUACACGGGGAAGAUUCCCUACCCCAGACCUGGCACUUGUCCCGGAGGAACGUUCACCCCCAACAUGAAAUCCACCAAGGAUUACCCGGACGAGGUGAUCAACUUUAUGAGAAACCACCCCACCAUGCACAACGCCGUGUACCCGGUACACAAGCGGCCCCUGGUGGUCCGGACCAACGUGGACUACGAGUUCACCACCAUCGCCGUCGACCAAGUGACGGCCGCUGACGGAAGCUAUGAGGUCCUCUUCCUGGGAACAGAUCGCGGAACAGUGCAGAAGGUGAUUGUAUUGCCGCGAGAUGACCUUCAGACCGAGGAGCUGGUUUUGGAAGAAGUGGAGGUCUUUAAGGUUCCCACCCCAAUCACCACGAUGAAGAUCUCAUCCAAGCGCCAACAACUGUACGUGGCGUCGGUAUUGGGCGUGACGCACCUUGCGCUCCACCGCUGCGACGUGUACGGCGAGGUGUGCGCUGACUGCUGCCUGGCUCGGGACCCGUAUUGCGCUUGGGAUGGAAAAUCCUGUUCCAGAUACUCGGCGUCGCAAAAGAGACGCAGCCGCCGUCAGGAUGUCAAGUACGGCAACCCCAUCCGCCAAUGCAGAGGCUACAACUCCAUUACCAAUAAGAAUACCCUGGAGACAGUUCAGUAUGGUGUAGAGGGCAGCACCACGUUCUUGGAGUGCCAGGCCAGGUCCCCCCAUGUUUCUCUCAAGUGGCAUCUUCAGAAAGAGAACAGUGACAGGAGGAAAGAGAUUCGCUCCGAGGGCCGCAUCCUGAAAACGGACCAGGGCCUCCUAAUCCGCUCCCUGCAGACGUCAGACAGCGGCAUCUACCAGUGCACAUCGACGGAGAAGAACUUCAAACACACGCUGGUCAAGCUGCAGCUGGUGGUACUCUCCAGCCGCACCGUCAACAAUGUCCUGGUGGAGACGGGCGCGCCUUCCCUCGCCCUGGCGCCACUGCAGUCCAGCGCCUGGACGCCGAGCGCCGGCCAGUACAAGGACCUGCUGACCAUCCUGAGCCAACCGGAAAUGGGCCUGAUCAACCAGUACUGCCAAGACUACUGGCAGCUGGGAGACAGCGGCGGCGGCGGCGGCGGCCUGGGGGACGGCAAAACCAAGAGCCUGAAGGAGCUGAAGGAGCAGAAGAAGCCCCGGAACCGCCGGCAUCGCGACGACGAGACGAGUCCCACGGAGACAUGAAGCGCCUGAACCGACCAGUCGUGAGUCUACCACAACUCCAUAAACGCUACACUAUUCCUCCGGUGUUGAGGAGUGACUCAAAAUGGACGCAAUACAGCAGAAAAGACAAAAACUCUUGGAUGAAACACACAAUAUUUAUUGUAGGUUGUAAAAAGUAAUUCUUUGUACCUAUCUAGAAAAAAAAAUGUUUUUUGUGAAUAGGAUGCUGUCGUUAUUAUUCUAAUGUUCUGGUUAGUGUUACUGACAAUGUGUAUUUUGUCCAGUUUGUCUUUUUUUAUGUUUGGUGUUUUGGGAGCAUCCACCGCCGCAUGGACGAGAACUGAAAAGUGGAACUUGGACUAAAAUGCUCCUCUCAAAAGCUUUUCAAAGACGGCACAAAAGGAACAUUUUUCAGGACCACGCAAAUCAAUUAUCUUCAUGUUCCAUCACCUGGCCAUAUUUUUCUGGAUUCUGGUGCACACUUUUUAAUAUGUGAAAAAAAAACACAGUCGAAGAAAAAAAUGGCAAGUGUGUUCUUGCUGCUACUAUCCAGCUCUGGAAAAAAAUGAGAGUACUCUGCUGCAAAAUAAUUAGUGUAUGCCAACAAAUCUUUACUGAGAUGCAAAGAAUCUGUUUGUCAUUUUGUAACGUCUGUCGUAUGAGUUGCUCUCCAGCCUUUUACGCCAAGUAGCACCUAAAAGAAAAGCCUAUAGCUCACCAUCAUGACAUUAAAAUGCUGCCACAUAGUAGGCCUGAGUGUUCAUGACAAAAGAAAAUCACUCUUACCACAGCCCACACCACGGGAUAAUCUCUCAUAAUAAUAUUUUUGAUGAUCACUUUAUCUGUCGCCCACUUGAGUUAUUUAUCCAUCUAAUUGUUGCAUCUUCAGUACCGAGUGAUCAUUGUACUGAAGGAGACUUUAAGGAAUAUAAACGUGACAAUUUCACCUCCCAAAAUGCAGAUUCCAGCAGGCAGCUAUUUUUAACUGAGUCUGUACAAAAUAAAACAAAGCACCUUCUGUCACUAAACACACACUAACGUAAUGUGAGACAUCGCUUAAAGGGGGUUUUGAUAUUUUGGAGAUGUUUCGAACACUUCAAAGCAUCCGACUUUGUCGAAGGGUCCCCAAAAAGAAUGAUGUGGUGUACAAACACAUUGUUGUGCUUCCUGUACUGUCGUUGUAACAACCUUGUGUCCCAAUACUUUUGUUCAUGUGCACAUGCAAUAUAGUCGCUGCUGCAGUUUGACAAGGGUUACACACAGACACAGUCAUACAAGUACCACACCCGCUAGCACUUGCUAACACACGCUCACACAAUCACAGAUGCACUUUAAUACAAACACAUACACAGUCAGAAAAAGGGAGAGUGCAGUUAGAUAUGGACGGCUUACAUUUUAGAUGUAAGAUUUCAUACAAGGUCAACUUUGCAUUCCUGCCGUCUUCACGUUUUGGUUUCAUUGAGUCUAUAUUAUGUCGCCGCUGAGAAUGAAUUAUGUCAGCGUUAUGAUUCAUCUUUAAUUUUUUUCAAUAAUUGGCGAGGGGAGGGUGCAUAUUGAUAGAAAAGGUACAAAGCAAUUUGGACAGGGUGUCUUUUCAUGGUGCAUGGCAUGUACAGUGUAUGUAAAGUGUUUGUCUAAAAAGAGGUUUUGUUCCUGUGGAUGUCGGUGAAUGUCUUUCUUAUUGCGGGAAUAUAAAAAUAAUGUAAAAAAAAAAAAGAAUAAAUAUGGGCUCAGCUUUUUUAAGAGGGUGUCAGAGUCCAGAUUGUACUUAUGUUUGAAAUCUUAUUUCAUGUGUUUUUGCAGACUUCCCUCUGGGUCAUUGGUGUAAAGUAUGACAUUGAUAAGAUGCACACUUGUUAUGACUUGUAAACAUAAUAAUGAUAAUAAUAAUAAUGACUUCUUCCCCA